Messenger RNA from Heteronotia binoei (common prickly gecko), 759 nucleotides. It is a transcript of the gene STX10, whose product is annotated as syntaxin 10. The record is from RefSeq and is a predicted model, not a curated record. The transcript is spliced from 9 exons. Gene Ontology annotation, biological process: Golgi vesicle transport. Lineage: Eukaryota; Metazoa; Chordata; Lepidosauria; Squamata; Gekkonidae. Gene Ontology annotation, cellular component: membrane.
AUGAGAAGUUAUGGACCCAGUGUGGCUAUGCUUUUUGUGAAAGCUUUAAUUGUCCAUCAGAACAAAUUUGUGAGAUUCAGAAAACUCACUGGUGUCAGCACAGAGGAAUUUGACUGGAUGACCAAUGAACUCUGCAACAGUUUGCACGACAUUGACUGGGACUUGGAGGAUCUGGAGAAAGCCAUUUAUAUCCUUUUGUGUCAAACCCACAAGUUCGAAGUUGAGCCCUCUGAGGCAGCAGCCCGGCGUGCUUUCAUCACAGAGAUGCAAGGAUCGGUUAAGGAAAUAUGGGACCACGUAUCGAGUCCAACAACACAAGCCAUUUUGGAGAAGAAAAAUAGAGAGAUGCCAGUGGUGAGCAGUGAACGAUGUCAGCUCUUGGAUGCAGAGGAACUCAGUUCAUAUGCUCUGGAAGAGCAGCAGUUGCAUCAGAAGCUCAUUAUUGAUGCCCAGGAUGAGCAGCUGGAGCAGCUGGAGCUGGUCUCUGGUAGCAUUCGAGUGCUGAAAUACAUGUCUGGGCGGGACGGAGAGGAACUGGACGAGCAGGCUGUGGAAUGACUUCACAGGAUGCUGGAAGACUUCGCUCAUGAGAUGGACAUGGAUGGAGCGCUCAUAAAGAUGGCCAGAAUCUCACACAUGACCUCAGAAGUCCUCGGCUGCCAGCUUUUCUGGCAAGUCUCUCACAAGUAUCAGUGGUGCAUCGUUGUCGUGUUGCUCAUCAUUGUCAUCAUGGUGCUGAUUCUCCUGUUCACUUUGUGA